Molecule: messenger RNA, 4751 nt
Organism: Pyrus x bretschneideri (Chinese white pear)
Lineage: Eukaryota; Viridiplantae; Streptophyta; Magnoliopsida; Rosales; Rosaceae
Product: disease resistance protein RPV1
Exons: 5
Coding region: 135-4445 (1436 amino acids)
Biological process (GO): defense response; signal transduction
Molecular function (GO): ADP binding
Source: RefSeq, a predicted model, not a curated record
ACCGAGAUACGCAUUUAUUAUAUAAUAAAGUAAUUCACAGAGAAGCAAAUGCUGCCCAGCCUCUCCUCCAUUUGAUUAGCUGCUUGUUUUACAAGAUCAAUUUCCUCCCGGAGACACCAGCAAUAAACGAUUUGAUGGAUCUAAGUUUCGGCGGAAGUUCCUCCUUUUCCGGCGAUUCUGGUUGUCGAUACAUAUACGACGUAUUCUUGAGUUUCAGAGGUGAAGACACUCGGGACAAUUUUGGCCGCCACCUCUAUGCUGCUUUGGAGAAAGAAGGCCUUGUAAUCUUCCUAGACGGGGAUGAAGUUGAGAGAGGAGAAGUUAUCAGUCGGGGGGUGCGGAAAGCCAUCCACAAGUCCCGAUGCUCGAUCGUUGUGUUUACAGAAUGCUACGCAUCUUCCAGAUGGUGCCUUGACGACCUCGUAAUGAUCCUUGAAAGCACGAGGACCUCCGGCCAAUUUGUCUUACCAGUCUUCAACGGAGUGGACCCUUAUGAUGUGCUGAUGCAGACAGGAAGUGUAGCGAAAGCAUUUGCUAGGCACGAUGUAAGAGAACGGUUGGACAAGGUGAAGGGAUGGAGGGCGGCACUAACAGAGGCUGCAAAUUUAGGAGGGAUGAUCGUGCAAAGUGAAGCUGAUGGGAACGCAAGCAAGUUUAUCGAAAAUCUUGUUGCAAUCACUACAGCAAGACUACGACGACGUCACCCUUUGUGGUACAUCCCGUACCUUGUUGGAAUAGAUUCGCAUCUCAAAGACGUUAAUUCAUGGCUACAAGAUGAAUACUCUGACAUUGGCAUGCUUGUAAUUCAUGGGAUGAGUGGAAUAGGGAAGACAACUAUUGCACGGCAUUUUUAUAGAUUGAACGCGGCACGAUUUGAUGAAUGCAGUUUCCUUGAAAAUAUAAGAGAAACUUCAAAAAAACCCACUGGCUUAGUUCAUAUACAACAAAAACUUCUCUAUGAUAUUUGUGGCAGAAUAGUGAAAAUCCACAAUGUUAGUGAGGGAAUAGUUCAGCUUAGAGAUGCCAUAAAAUCUGAAAGAGUUUUUGUUGUUCUCGAUGGUUUGGAAGGUAUGCAUGAAUUUGAUGCUGUAAUAAAUGGGUUGAAAGACGCAUUGUUUGGAAGUAAAAUCAUCAUAACAACUACAAAUGCAAGGGUGUUAAGGGCUGCUCAGAAAUUCGGUUGUAAGGUAUGUACUGUUGGAGUUUUGAACUACAGUGACUCGUUGGAGCUUUUCUGUUGGCAUGCUUUUGAUCAAUGCCAUCCAAUUGAAGAACGUUACAUGGAACAGUCAAAAAGGAUAGUACAACACUGCGGAGGGCUUCCAUUAGCUCUUACUAUUCUCGGUUCUGCACUAUCUGGGCAAAGUAUAGAUGCAUGGGAAAGCACAUUGAAUCAACAGCAAAUUUUUCCACAUUAUUCAACCAUGGAAAGACUCAAAAGAAGCAUCUAUUCUUUAACGGAUGAUCAUGACCGAGCACUAUUCCUCCAUAUUGCCUGUUUCUUUAUUGGAAUGGACAGAGAUUACGUUGUUAGAAUACUUGAUGGGUGUGACUUCCACACAAUUGUUGGCAUGGAAAAUCUCAUUGAAAAAUGCUUGCUAACAACUGAUAGAGAUAAUAAGUUGUAUGUGCAUCCCAUAUUUCGUGACACGGGAAGAGAAAUAGUACGCCACGAGAAUUGGGAGCCUUGGGGACGUAGUAGACUGUGGCAUGAUGCAGAUUCUUUUCGAGUAUUGACCAAAAAAUUUGGCACGACAAACAAUCCAGGCUUUUCCAACGGCAUUAAAGGCAUUUCCUUCAACAUGCAUAUGUACUCAAAAAGCAGUUCCUCAGAUUCAAAUGUCGCGGUCUUUGAAAGCAAUGCAUUUAGAAGGAUGGGUAAUCUACAGCUACUCCGACUUAGUCAUGUAGAGCUCAAUGGAUGUUAUGCUGAACUUCCUAAAGGAUUAAGAUGGUUGUGUUGGCUUGAAUUUCCUUUGUAUUCUAUACCUGAUGAUCUUGCUUUGGACCGUCUGGUGGUUCUCGAAAUGCAGUAUAGCAGCUUGAGACAAGUCUGGAAGGGGAGAAAGAAUCUUCCAUCAUUGAAGAUCCUUGAUGUCAGCCAUUCCCAUGACCUUACUGAAGUCGCCGACUUGUCGCUAGUCCCCAACCUAGAGAGACUGAUUCUUAAAGAUUGUGAGAGCCUUGUUGGUAUCCAUGAGUCUAUUGGAAAGUUAGAGAAACUUGUUUACUUUAACAUAAAAGAUUGCAAAAGUAUUCAGAAGUUUCCUAAGAGCAUGCCAAAAAACCUUGAAACACUUAUAACACAUGGUUGCUCAAAUCUUGAGGAGUUUAGAAUUAUGCAGAUGAGGAUGAUGGUACAUCUGAAAGCUCUUGACGCAGAUGAAGCUCACAUUAGUGGAUUAGUUUAUGGGGCGCAAAAAUCAGGGCUCACUUUGUGGGACCAUACGAGGUUCACUAAAAAUAUAAAGCUCAGAGUUCAUGUAAACCUUACUCAUUUGUUGCGCGGGUGUGAGAAGUUUAUGAAGCUAAUUAUACAGCAGUAUCUGGAUGCUGCUAACAAUCAGAACAAAGAUUUGGGGGAGCAAAAUCUAAAGCUGAUUUCUUCAGAAAUGGUAAGUCUGCAUAAAUUAUGCAAGGUUGCGGACUCUUAUUCUGCUGGCACCGCAUGCAGAGACCUUAUUUCGUGCCAGGGUUCUAAGAUAGUGGAGGAUGUGAAUUUGGGAGAAAAGGCUGGGCGUGAAAUAGAGGUUGCAGAUGUAGAAGAUGAGGGUUUAACUGAAUCUCUGAAAUCCUUAUUAUUUCUAUAUUGUUCCCUCUUUCCAUUAGAUUAUGAAUUUAAGAAAUAUGAGUUGGUGCAGUUAUGGAUAGCUGAAGGCUUUCUUGGAGAGAGGCAUAGAGAGAGAAUGGAGGAUACCGGUAUUUUGUAUUUCAAUUCCAUGGAGAGUGAAGGCUUUUUUGUGCCUUCAAGAAGUGAUUUCAGUGUGGAUUUUGAUUCAGUGUUCUCACUGCCCAUUUAUAAUCCCAGCAACUUCUUGUACAAGAUUAAUACAAUCAAGCUUUCAGUUUUGGAAAAAAGAAUUUACCAGGAUGGUUAUUUCAGAGCUGUGGAUGGUAAGUUAGAUGGAGCUUCAGAAAUGACACAACAUUUGUCUGUGAUUUUUCAAAAUAUGGAUGAGAUAGGUUUUGGGGUUCUCCAAAAGUUUCAGCGUCUUCGCACGCUGCUUUUGUUCUCUGGUAGCAGGUCUUCCAUUAAACAAGUUCCUCGUAAUCUGUUUUUGGGCUUAAAGUUCUUGAGGACGUUGAAUUUGAGUGGAACUCUCAUCUCUGAAUUACCAAGUUCCAUUCGAAAUGUCAAAGCAUUGCGCUAUCUUGAUGUCUCUCACACACCCAUUAGACAGUUGCCCGAAGCAAUCGAUUCUCUUCACAAUUUACAGACCAUAAAACUCAGAGGUUGUGUAAAUUUUGUUCAGUUACCGAAGGGCAUCAAGAAGCUAACCAACCUACGCCAUAUCGAACUUGAUAUCAUUCGGCAAUUGGAUUCCUUGCCUGCAUACUUGGGAAACUUGACUAACCUGCAGACUCUGUCAGCAUUUCUCAUCGGUAGGGAUCAAGGGUGCCAUAUUGGAGAGCUGAAGAAUUUGAAUCAUCUCAAAGGAACACUUCGCAUUUCAAGGCUCGAAAAUGUGUUGACUAAGGAAGAGGCUGAGGAAGCUUCUUUGAGUAUGAAGAAAUCCCUCCAGAGCGUGGAGCUCCGGUGGAGUAGUCUGUUGGUUGAGAAUGUACGGGAAGAAGAGAAAAUCCUUGAAUGUCUACAACCCCAUUAUGGCCUUCAAGAGCUAGAAAUUCAAAACUAUGGUGGCUCAAUUCUUCCAGCUUGGAUUAGCAAUCCGGCUUUUGCAGACCUUCUUGUUGUUACUCUUUACAGAUGCAAAAAUUGUGAACUUCUCCCAUCUUUGGGACAGUUACCAGCGCUUAAGUUUCUCUCCAUUAUUGAAAUGAAUGAGGUGAAGGAAAUUCAUCAUCAGUUAUUCAGAAAUGACCAAGUUGCUCAAGGCUUCCCUGCAUUUCCUAAACUUGAGAGGCUAGAAAUUGAUAUCAUGCUUAAUUUGAAACAGUGGACGGCGAUAAAACAAGGUGAUUUACCGUCUCUACUUAAACUCACGGUGGACUCUUGCCCAGAAUUUGUCACUCUUCCUUCACUUUCAGAACUAAAAUCCCUCAAGCAUCUGGAGUUCAGACGCUGCCCAAAGCUUCUGCCCUUGCCCCACGAUGGACUCCCUACUUCACUUGAGUCUUUAAUAAUUAUACGUUGUCCUGAACUGAAAGAAUGGUGCACGAAGGGGGGAGGUGAAGAUCAGGAAAACAUAUGGCAUGUGCCUAGCGUAUGGUUGGAUCAUGAAGAGCUAAAAAUGGAAGGAGAACAAUCUUUCAGUGACGCUUGAAGGGCUGGUUGCUUGUAAAAUGAUUCUUGAAGUGUUGGUGGUGAUAUGUUGGAGCUAGAGCCUUCGUUUCACUAGUUGGGUCGCCGUUUAUGGGGUUUGUUAUGUGUAUUAUGCUGUUUCAAUUUGCUGAGUGCAGUUUGUUUUAUAUUUUGAUUUUUGUGGUUUGAGUUGUUGCUGCUUCUUUUGCUGCAUCAUUGUUCAUAACUUCAUACAAUCGCAAGCAUGUAAUUAGUAUUUAGGCUUAUUUUUUGCGAUGACAUAUUUGACGAGCCAAAAUCCUAACAAUCUCCACCUUGGUGAGUCAAA